AUGGCUUGGAGGCAGUGCACGAGACAUCGUAACGAAGCAGUUUCGCUCAUUAGGAAGGGUAAAAGGGACUUUGAGUUGAAACUAGCCAGCCGAGCCAAAAGAGAGCCGAAACGCUGCUACAGCUACGCUCAAGCCAGGGGUCCCAAUAAAAGGAUGAUGGGACCUCUACAAUUGGAAGGUAGGACCGUCACCGAAGACCAGGAAAAAGUAGACGCCUUUUGCACAUACUUCAGUAGUGUGCAUCUAGUAGAUCACGACGAUCUGGCACUACCGGAUCUCGUCCCCUCAUCAGAGGAAAUGGAGAAUAUGUAUGUGUCAUUAGAAGUGGUUCGUCGGAUAUUAGCGGAGCUGAACGUAAAUGAUGUCAAGAUCGUGGGAUCAGCCAGUCGGCAGGAAUUGCAGGAUGACCUGCGCACAGCAACGGAAUGA
Messenger RNA from Echinostoma caproni, 429 nucleotides. Lineage: Eukaryota; Metazoa; Platyhelminthes; Trematoda; Plagiorchiida; Echinostomatidae. The record is from the annotation of a GenBank genome assembly.